CUAAUAUUUCUGAUAGUUAUCAAACAAAAAUUAAUAUGAAAGUUACCGUUACGUUGGUGGUACUUAACUUUUAUUUUGUUUUAAGUAUAUUGGACUCUGUAUCAGCGCGACGAUUGGCUAAUAGCAGGCAGUGGCUUUCAGAGUAUAAAAGUGAUAUUGAGGAGGACUGUAAGAAUGGACUACAAAAUUAUUAUAACUACCCUUAUGACUGUCAGAAAUAUUACACUUGUAGAGAAGGAAAGUUAUAUCUUAGCACAUGCCAAUCCGAUUUAUACUGGAACAGCGAACUGCGGAGUUGUGAUAUUCAAGCAAAUGUAAAUUGCUCAAAUAUAAUUCCAUUUCCACAUCCAGACUGUACGGACGGUAACACAACGUUCUAUAUUUACCCUUACAAUUGCAAAAAAUUUUAUGAAUGUUUUGAAAGUGACUUGUACAUUCUUGAAUGUCCUGAUGACUUACUCUGGAAUAAUAAAGACCAGGUGUGCGAUGAUAGCUUUAACGUUGAUUGUUCAUACAUAAUACCUGAGGAUGCUGAAACGGAAAUACCAACUUCAGCCCCAGAUUCUACUUCUCCGGUAACUGUAGAACCUACAACAUCACCAGUACCUUCCACGCCCUCAACUGUAGAACCUACAACAUUAGAAACUACCGAGCGCCCAACAACUACACCCGUUCCUCCACCACCGACUACACCACCAGUUCGUUGUGAGCAUGAAGAACAAUACAUUUCUGAUCCUUACGAUUGUAGUAUGUAUUACGAAUGUUCAAAUGGAGUACCAAUUUCAAUGAGUUGUCCAGAUGGAGAAUAUUGGAACCCAGAUGAAGAAGUUUGUGAUUGGCCUUACAAUGUUGAUUGCACUGUAUACACAACUCUAUCCACAUAAAAUGCAGUAUACUCUCAGCUAUUAAAAAUUAUUAAGGUGUGAAUUGAAAAAUAAAUAAAAGUCAAUUUAUUUUUUUAA
Molecule: messenger RNA, 962 nt
Organism: Diabrotica balteata
Lineage: Eukaryota; Metazoa; Arthropoda; Insecta; Coleoptera; Chrysomelidae
Source: the annotation of a GenBank genome assembly